Nothoprocta perdicaria is the source of this 1452-nucleotide messenger RNA. It is a transcript of the gene TMEM127, whose product is annotated as transmembrane protein 127. Gene Ontology annotation, biological process: negative regulation of TOR signaling; negative regulation of cell population proliferation. The annotation marks the transcript as partial. The transcript has 4 exons. Gene Ontology annotation, cellular component: membrane. NCBI's taxonomy places the organism in Eukaryota, Metazoa, Chordata, Aves, Tinamiformes, Tinamidae. The record is from RefSeq and is a predicted model, not a curated record.
CCCGAGCGCAGCCUGGCCUCGGCGCUGCCCGGCGCGCUCUCCAUCACGGCGCUCUGCACGGCGCUCGCCGAGCCCGCCUGGCUCCGCAUCCACGGCGGCACCUGCGCGCGACAGGAGCUCGGCGUGGCCGACGUGCUGGGCGCCGUGGAGCCCGAGCUGCUGCGGGAUUACUGCAUGAACCUGCAGACGGUUCUGCUGCUCCGGGUCAUCGCCGCCUUCUGCUUCCUGGGCAUCAUCUGCAGCCUCUCGGCUUUCCUGCUCGACGUCUUCGGGCCCAAGCACCCCGCGCUCAAGAUCACGCGGCGCUACGCGUUCGCGCACAUCCUCACCGUCCUGCAGUGCGCCACCGUCAUCGGCUUCUGCUACUGGGCCUCGGAGCUGAUCCUGGCGCAGCAGCAGCAGCACAAGAAGUACCACGGCUCCCAGGUCUAUGUCACCUUCGCCGUGAGCUUCUACCUGGUGGCCGGAGCCGGCGGCGCCUCCAUCCUCGCCACGGCCGCCAACCUGCUGCGCCACUACCCCACCGAGGAGGAGGAGCAGGCCCUGGAGCUGCUCUCCGAGAUGGAGGAGAACGAGCCCUACCCGGCCGAGUACGAGGUGAUCAACCAGUUCCAGCCGCCGCCGGCCUACACGCCGUGACGCUGCCCGCGGGGCACGGCAUCUUCGUCGCUCUUCCGAUCCCUUCCAUGCGAAGGAAAGCUUGUUUUGGGAUCGGAUAACCAGCGGCUCCUUCAGCCGAUGCUCUCCGAAGGGCACCUCCUCCUGAUAACUCUGUAGUGUGAUUUUUAACCUCCCCAUCCCCUGCACCCCACCAGGGUUGCCGAAAUAACCACGGGCCGGGGCGCGGCGGGAGCGUCCGCCUUUCCGCCAAGCCCGGGUGCUCAUUCCCAGCCACGCGAGCGCCGAGGGUGACGUUGCUUCCCCCUGCGCCGCCGGGCGAAGCGAAAGGGAGACGCGUCCCGAGACGUCGUCCAGGAGCAGAAAACCCUCCCGGCGCCCUCCGGCUCCGUUUGCACUUUAUUCGUCAGAGCCUCUUUUCCCAGACAUCGCUCUUGAAGCCCAGAACGAGGAGGAGGAUGAGGAAGGAGCCCCAGUUCCAGCAGGGAUCAGCACUCGAAUCUCUCCCCUCUGCGGUGCCCGAGCAACCUCACGAGUAAAUCCUGUUUCCACCAAAAUUAACACGGGACUUUUGCACAGUGGCAACUACUGAAGAAACAGCUGGAGCCUGUGCUGGAAAACGGCGUCUCCAACUAUCGCUUUUAUGCAAGACCUCCGAGCCGAGCUUGUUUUGCGCUUUUAAUCCAUUUCCCACCUCGCUCUUUCUCUCUCUUGCUCUUAGUUUCUUACCCUGCUGGUGACAAGGACUGUGGUCCCCUGCGAGCCCUAGGAAGCCACCGGAGGGAUGCGGCUCGUGCGCUUCCCACUGCUUCCCGUCGCAUCCGUGCGGCUCGC